AUGGACACGAAAGACCGCAAUAAUGGUGUUCUUCAUGUGGUGAUGUUUCCAUGGCUAGCCAUAGGCCAUAUCAGACCAUUCUUUCAGCUGUCGAAAAGCUUAGCCCGAAAAGGCCAUCUAAUCUCCUUUAUUUCUACUCCUAGAAACCUUCAAAGACUUCCCAAAAUACCUUCAAAUUUGGCCUCGAAAAUCAAUUUAAUAAGCCUUCAGUUGCCUAAAGUUGACAACUUACCAGACCAUGUAGAGUCUUCGAUGGACAUACCCCAUAUCAAAGAACAAUUCUUAAAGAUAGCCUUUGAUCUACUCAAAUCACAAAUAGCUACUUUUCUUGAAAAUUCAAGGCCUAAACCAGAUUGGAUUGUCUAUGACUAUGCCUCUCAUUGGCUACCUCAACUUGCAGCUCAAUAUGGCAUUUCAAGGGCAUACUUUAGUCUCUUUACUGCCGCUUUCAUGGCCUUUCUUGGACCUCCAUCCGUGUUGAUGAGUGGAGAAGAUGGUAGAUCAACGGCUGAGGACUGGGCAAUCCUGCCCACGUGGAUACCAUUUCAAUCUAACAUCGUUUAUCGAGUUUAUGAAAUAAACAGGAACAUGGACAGUAUACCAGGCAACGAAUCCGGUACAUCUGAUGUGAUUCGCUUUGGCAUUGCUAUUGAUGGAAGCGACAUCGCACUGUUCAGAACAUGUGUUGAAUUUGAACCAGAUUGGUUCAAUCUAGUCUGUCAACUUUAUCAGAAACCAGUUAUGCCGGUGGGCUUUUUGCCACCAUCACUUGAAGAUGAAGAUGAUGAAUUUGAAAGUACUGAAGAAUGGCUCAAUAUAAAAGAUUGGUUAGACAAACAGAAGUCACUGGUCUAUGUUGCACUAGGAACUGAAGCCACAUUGAGUAAAGAAGAAGUUCAUGAGUUAGCCUUUGGCUUAGAGCAAUGUGGAUUGCCUUUCUUUUGGGUACUAAGAAAACCCCCAACAUCUGACUUCGAGAUGCUUCCUGAUGGAUACCAAGACAGGGUGAAAGAAAGGGGAAUGGUUUGCAUAAAAUGGGCACCACAGGUUAAGAUACUGUCUCAUCCAGCAGUGGAGGGAUUUCUAACUCACUGCGGUUGGAACUCGGUGAUAGAGGGGCUGUGCUUCGGUCGAGUUCUGAUUCUACUCCCAGUUAUGAAUGAUCAAGGGCUGAAUGCAAGACUUCUACAUGAUAACAACGUGGGACUGGAGAUACCAAGGAAUGAGAAAGAUGGGUCCUUCACCAGAGACUCGGUGGCCGAGUCAGUGAGGUUGGCAGUGGUAAGCGAAGAAGGGCAAACACUGAGGGACAACGCAAAACUAGUGAGUCGACUGUUUAGAGAUUCCGGUGAGAGUAACAACCGGUACAUCAAUUCUGUCAGUAAUUACUUAGUAGAGACAAGGAGAUGUCAACUCAAAAGUUGUCCUGAUGAAUAA
Molecule: messenger RNA, 1437 nt
Organism: Fraxinus pennsylvanica
Lineage: Eukaryota; Viridiplantae; Streptophyta; Magnoliopsida; Lamiales; Oleaceae
Source: the annotation of a GenBank genome assembly